Lycium ferocissimum is the source of this 1123-nucleotide messenger RNA. RefSeq names its product probable aquaporin PIP-type pTOM75. Gene Ontology annotation, biological process: response to water deprivation; transmembrane transport. NCBI's taxonomy places the organism in Eukaryota, Viridiplantae, Streptophyta, Magnoliopsida, Solanales, Solanaceae. Gene Ontology annotation, molecular function: water channel activity. Bases 85 to 945 code for a protein of 286 amino acids. The record is from RefSeq and is a predicted model, not a curated record. Gene Ontology annotation, cellular component: plasmodesma; plasma membrane; vacuole. The transcript is spliced from 4 exons.
UUUUCUCAGUACCAAACUUGGUUCUUGAACCGUCCACUUACCACAAAGAGAGUGAAAAAAAAACCUUUAGUGUGUGUGAGAGAAAUGGCAGAAAACAAAGAAGAAGAUGUUAAGCUUGGAGCUAACAAGUUUAGGGAAACUCAACCAUUGGGUACUGCUGCACAAACUGAUAAGGAUUACAAAGAGCCACCACCAGCUCCAUUGUUUGAACCAGGAGAGUUGUCAUCAUGGUCUUUUUACAGGGCUGGAAUUGCUGAGUUUAUGGCAACUUUCUUGUUUUUGUAUAUCACUAUCUUGACUGUUAUGGGUCUUAAGAGAUCUGAUAGUUUGUGUAGUUCAGUGGGUAUUCAAGGUGUUGCUUGGGCUUUUGGUGGUAUGAUCUUUGCUUUGGUCUACUGUACUGCUGGUAUCUCAGGAGGACACAUCAACCCAGCUGUGACCUUUGGACUGUUCUUGGCAAGGAAACUUUCCUUAACCAGGGCUAUUUUCUACAUAGUGAUGCAAUGCCUUGGUGCAAUCUGUGGUGCUGGUGUUGUGAAGGGCUUCAUGGUGGGACCAUACCAGAGACUUGGUGGUGGUGCUAAUGUAGUUAAUCCUGGUUACACCAAAGGUGAUGGCCUUGGUGCUGAAAUUAUUGGCACCUUUGUCCUUGUUUACACUGUUUUCUCUGCUACUGAUGCCAAGAGAAAUGCCAGAGACUCACAUGUUCCUAUUUUGGCACCACUUCCCAUUGGAUUCGCGGUGUUCUUGGUUCAUUUGGCCACCAUUCCCAUAACCGGAACUGGCAUCAACCCCGCCAGGAGUCUUGGAGCUGCUAUCAUCUACAACACCGAUGCAGCAUGGGAUGACCACUGGAUCUUCUGGGUUGGACCAUUCAUUGGAGCUGCUCUUGCUGCAGUCUACCACCAAAUGAUCAUCAGAGCCAUGCCAUUCCACAAGUCUUAAGUUUCUUCAUGAAACAUCUUUCUGGAUUCUCAUGAGUGUUACCUUUUUUGGUUAAAUUUUUAAUUCUCCUUGUAUUUGUAAUGUGAUUUUCUUCUGUUAAGACAUGUCUAUUAUGUGUGUAAAUUAUCAGGUUAUGUUGUACUUGUACCCUAUCAAUGAAGGUUCUUUAUUUUAUCCA